ACAUAAUAUACGUUUUUCCCCCCACAGAAAUUAGCAGAGUACGGAAAGACAUGUAUAACGACACAUUAAAUGGUAGUACGGAGAAGAGAAGUGCAGAAUUACCAGAUGCUGUGGGACCUAUUGUACAGUUACAAGAGAAACUAUAUGUGCCUGUAAAAGAAUAUCCAGAUUUUAACUUUGUUGGGAGAAUCCUUGGGCCCAGAGGACUAACAGCUAAACAGCUUGAGGCAGAAACAGGAUGCAAGAUAAUGGUCCGAGGGAAGGGCUCAAUGAGAGACAAAAAGAAGGUCUCCUUUAAGAGCAGAGACAACCAUGAUCCAGCAGUUUUGGAGGUAGAGGAAGAACAGAACCGAGGCAAGCCCAACUGGGAACAUCUGAAUGAAGAUUUGCAUGUACUUAUCACUGUGGAGGAUGCUCAAAACAGAGCAGAAAUAAAACUGAAGAGGGCUGUUGAAGAAGUGAAAAAGUUACUGAUACCUGCAGUAAGUAUUUGUAUAUACAAGUCUUUGAUUUACAUUUCCAGGAGUUAUUUCUGAAAAAUAAUUAAUGUUUUAGCAGUAAUAGAAAACCUACAGAGCAGUACCCUAAAGUAAAAUUUAGAUAUUAUUUUCUAAUACUGUAAUGAUUUUUAAAAGUCUCACCCCUGAUCAAUUUAUUCCUCAGAAUUAGAGUAAAUCUUUUAAAAGAUGUUAGUUUUUAUACCUGUUCAAGAUAAAUAUAUAGAAAAUUCUUGUAACCUUUGUAAAACCACGCUGAGCUGCUGCAAACAUUGGCUUUCUUACCUUCUUUCAAUAUAAGGAUGUUUUGCUUUAAGGCUUUGAAAGUAAGAUGUGUUUUUUGUUUGUUUGAGAUGAUUCUGAUACUUCAAGAAAAGAAGGCAUGUUUUCUCAGAUCACUGUAUUAAACACCUUCCAAAACUCCUCUGGAAUACAAUAUUACAACAUUGCCAUAACUGAUAGUAAGGAAAAAUAAAUAUUCUAAAGUUAGAAAAUGGGCUGUCUUCCUGAUUCCUUGAAAAUAUUAACUGCCUUCUGCCUAGCUGGAUGACUUUAACUUUUGAAAGUUAAAAAAGUUCAAAACCUUAAAAGGCUUUAACUUUUUUGGGGAACAGAGUUAUCAUUCUCAGGCCUGCUGUGUAUUCUCACUCAAGACAAGUUGACUCAGCAUGGCAGUAUAGUGCAUUCCAUGCAAGUUUCUUCCAUCUUGUGCUGAUUUUUUACCACCACUUUAGUGUCAUUUUAUCAUGAUAAAAAUAAACUGAAUCUUCUUAAUUGGAGGAAAUUUUUGCCUCAUGAGGAAAAUGAGUUCCUUGUGUGAAGGAGAGUGGUACUUGGUAUUAAAAUGACCAAAUGAUUUUGGAUGCUUGGUGAAUGUUAGUAGAGGCUGGCUGUAAGGAAGCUUGUGGUAAGCAGAAGCCAUAUUAAAAAAAAAAAAAAAUCAGAACACAUGUUUAGAAGUUACCGAAGGUCAGGAAAGAAUCUUAAUUUUUCAAUUAACAAAAUAGUCAUAUAUUAAAUAGGAAGUAUAACAUAGAUCACUUUGCAUGUUUUCAAUCUCUGAAAACAGAUACAACAAGAAAAAGUACAUCUUCAGAAUCUAUCUAUCCAUUUAUUGAUGGAUUUAUUGAUUAUCUACAACAUGUUAGGAUUGAUGUGAUAUAUACUUGUUUUUUGCUACAGCCUAGUGUGCCUGUUCAGUUCGUAUUGUAAUCAGCUGCACAAUCAAAUUCUGGGUUGAGGCAAUUUGAGGGUUGAAAAGUUCUGUUUUAGGAUAGAAAGAUGUGAAUUGAAAACUUACAUGAAAGAAAACAGAAACCUUUAAGUAAUCACACCAAACAGAAGGGGGAAGAAAUUCUAGCUAACUCUACGGUGGGGCAAAUUCUGGCUGUCGAAAGGUUCCAAAGAUUCUUUAAGAGAUAUGAAUAGAAAUCUGGAAAUUUAUUGAAUACUUGCAACUGUAUUGUUUUCCAAAAAAUGUCAGAUUAAAAUUGAUUCCAGAAAAAAAAAAUAAAAUAAAAAAGAUUUUUUUUUUCAUCCAACUGGGAUCAAAUUUGAGAUUAUGUGGGAGAUAAAACUAAUUCUCAUUCUUAUGAGAUUCUGUGAAUUGACAGUGUUUUCAUUUUCUAAGAUAUGUUUUAGAAAAGCAAGUUUGGGGUAGAUACGAUUUCUUCAAACAAGAAGAUUGAAAUUGUUAUGGUCAAUAUAUUAAAAAAAAACUAGUUCCAUUUUGUAGUGACAGUACAGAAAUAGGCAUAUUAAAACAGAUUUUCAUUUGAAGGUACUUGGGGGAAAUAAAGGCUUUUUCAGUAGUAAAAAGUAGUACUUCUCGUAUUUAAAAAUCUGAACUGAUACUGAUGUUUUUCCUUGUGGAUGUGAUUUUAUUAUUUCCCCUUUUCACAAUUUAUCUUAAGAAAUAAAAAGGAUAACUUGAGAUAAAUUGGCUGAAGAAGCCAUUUUUCUCCCUGACGAGAAAGGAGGAGAAAGGCCAAUGUUUUUAUUUUUUCCAAUAAAUUUACAUUUCUUUGGAAUGAAAAUUGAUACUUAUUUGCUAUACUUCAGGUUCUGUAAAAACUAAUUCUUUUCCUUUUUCCAUACUUCAGUGAGAUAUUGGUCAUUAUCUGUACCUGCAAGAUCUUACAGUAUUGCUUCUUUCAUGUUUUUCUCUAAAGAAAAACAGGAAGAAUAAAGCAGUUUGCACUCUUUGGGGAACACACUGACCUGUUCUGCCCUUAUGUCCUUUUCUAAAGUGGAUCCUACAGGUUAUCGAUCUUUCCUCUCCUCAUUUUUAGAGCUUUGAGUGUUUAUUUGUUAUUUGCGAGAGUUCAGUAAAGAUGGGUAGUUCUUUCAAAGGAUAGACAAAAGAUAGUCUGGUUUGUACAAUUCUAGAAAGUACAAAAAAAGUCAGAGUUGUGUCUUACAUAAGGGGACAGAUGUCAUACUUCAUCUGUGUAUCUGUGUAUAUUAUACUAUUAAAAAUGUAAAAUGAUUAUUUUGGGUACUGGGCAGUACAGCUAAGACCCUCUCCUUCAGAAUUAUUUUGUGUUCUAAGGUGCAUUGAAUAAACUAUACAGCUAGGCGACAACAUGAAGUGAUAGGUGAACAAUUGGCUGAGGGUUCAGGCUCAAAGAUUUUCAGUAAAUGGGGUUAUGUCAAGCUGGUGGCCAGUCACUAGUGGGGCUCCACAGGACUCAGCAGUGUGUCUUAGCAGCCCAAAGGGCCAACUGUACCCUGGGGUACGUCAGGCCCAGCACUGCCAGCCAGGCGAGGGAAGAGGUUUAUCCCACUGUGUUCUGUGCUGUGCAGCCUCACCUCCAGCACUGGGUGUAGGUACCACAAUAUAAGGAUGUAAAACUGUGCGCAUCCAAAGUAAUGUAUGCCAAAGGAAAUGAUUGUUCCACUCCACUCUGUGCUGGUGCAGCCUCACCUUGAGUACUGUGUGAAGUUUUGGGCACCGCAAUAUAAGAAAGUUAUGCAACUGUUAGUGUCCAGAGUAGUGCUGUGAAGGUGAUGAAGGGUCCAGAGGGCAACUAUGAGGAGAAAAUCUUGGUGUUGUCAGCCUGAAGGAGGAAUCUGAGUGGCUUCUACUUCACUAUUCUAAUUCAGUGUGGGAUUAGUGUAUAAGCUGUAGUUCUACUUAGUUGCUGUCUCUCAUCUUGUAUGAAGACAACUGCAGAACAGUGAGUGCUCCCUCUCAGACUGGUUACUUUACUUGCCACUAUUGUAAAAGUAUUUCAAACUUGUAAUGGGUAGGAAAGUCUGUUUAAUAGAAGGUUGUAUUGUUUUUUCAGUACAUUUGGCUGUUGCCAGUAAUAGAGAUUUUUAGACUUAUCAAUCUUGAACAUCGUUAAAUUUAGCAGUAUGGGGAAAAGUAUCUUUGUUAUUAAAUUUGGUAAUUCAUCCUGAGUAGUAGUAGAUGCUUAUGUUGUAGCUGAUAAAUUUAAAAAUGGUGUAAGGAAACAAUGCAAAAUAAAGCAGUAACUAGAACACGCUUUCCACACAAAGAAUAUUUGCAGUGUAAGUUCAUCAAGAGUAACAAAUGACUUAAUAAUAGAGAAAUUGGAAAUUAAUUGUAAUAGUCUUUGGGUCAUGUUUCAGAAAAACCUUGUGGAACUGCAAAGCCUCAAAUGCUAAAGCAGAAGUACCAAGCUGAGGUGAAGACUAAUGGAUUAAUUGCUGUUACUGUCCUUUAACAAUAUCAUAGUUGCUGACAUUACUGAAGCUUAUUUCCAGUAAGCUGUUUUGUAGGCUAAAUAAAUAGGCAUUAGUGGAACUGGGAAAUAAUGGAGUUAAAGCAUGCACUGUCUUUUAAACAUUUUCAUAAAAAACAGAAGAUAGCUAUGCUUAACAAAUAAUAGGGUAGUAUAAGAAAAAAAAUGUCAGAAUGAGAACAGCUGUGGAAGUAUGUGAAAAUUGCCCAAGAGGCUGAAGCAGUUGCUGAAAAUGAUUGAUUGAAUCUUCUUGAGUCAAGGUUUUACUAUUGGGUAAAUUUAUUUUGGCCUAAGGGGCUGAUAAGGUUUAAGUGCAAAGUACUACAAGAAAAGUGAAAAUAGGAGCAGGGAACAGAGUGCUUAGAAGGUGUGUUAACCAGGACAGUACAAUAAGAAAUGCUGGCUGUUUUCAGGGGGG
Molecule: messenger RNA, 4625 nt
Organism: Meleagris gallopavo (turkey)
Lineage: Eukaryota; Metazoa; Chordata; Aves; Galliformes; Phasianidae
Source: RefSeq, a predicted model, not a curated record